AUGGACGCUCAUACGGAAACAUACACCAAACUCGCCUCAUCACGGCAAAGCCGCAUGAAAAUUGACUCUCUCCUCAACCCACCCACUAACUCUGUGGAACGAGACUAUCAGCCCAUCUCACCAUGCGAGACAACACCCUACCACCAGGGAUACCCCUCAUCACCAGGCUACUGGCGCUACCAAGGCUACCACGACACAAGUCCCGGCGCCACCUCAACAGCAACCACCCACGCCUCCAGCAACUCCGCCGCAAGCAUGCACCACCAUCACCACAUGUUCCUAUCCUAUCGACCAAGCGGGUCCGCCCCUUCUAGCCCAGACCCGUACCAGCCGCGUGAGCGCUACGACUCCGUCUCCUCAUCCUCGUCGACAAAUGCCGAUCGCCGGCGUCCCCCGCGCCCAAAGUACGAGGAAGAAGAGAUGUACUUUAUCUGGUACCAUCGCGUCGACCUGUGCCAGGAGUGGAAAGAGGUGCGCGAGAGCUUCAAUCGGCAAUUCCCCAGUCGGCAGAGACGCGGAUUCCAGGGUAUACAGUGCAAGUUCUAUCGCUUUAUCAAGGAGAAGAAGUGUCCUACGUUGCGCGAGCAGAGGAGAAUGAGAGAUGGAGAGUUCUUGCGUGAAGGUGCCAGUUUGGGAGCUGAGUCUGGCGCGCCCAGGUUUGGCGUCAUCGAGUGGGCGAAUGUUUGGUAUCCGUGGAUGAGAGAGGAUCGCGAGACGGCCAUGCAGAUGCAGAGAGAGCAUCAGGCGAGGCAGCAGGCUUGA
This is a messenger RNA of Penicillium maclennaniae, 762 nucleotides long. RefSeq lists its product as uncharacterized. The coding region runs from base 1 to 762 and encodes 253 amino acids. The record is from RefSeq and is a predicted model, not a curated record. Lineage: Eukaryota; Fungi; Ascomycota; Eurotiomycetes; Eurotiales; Aspergillaceae. The transcript has a single exon.